Molecule: messenger RNA, 2625 nt
Organism: Kockovaella imperatae
Lineage: Eukaryota; Fungi; Basidiomycota; Tremellomycetes; Tremellales; Cuniculitremaceae
Product: TIP-1 family-domain-containing protein
Exons: 11
Coding region: 1-2625 (874 amino acids)
Biological process (GO): regulation of ER to Golgi vesicle-mediated transport; endoplasmic reticulum to Golgi vesicle-mediated transport; retrograde vesicle-mediated transport, Golgi to endoplasmic reticulum
Cellular component (GO): Dsl1/NZR complex
Source: RefSeq, a predicted model, not a curated record
AUGGAAAGCGUCGACAGAAUACGCCGGGCAUCACGAACCAUAGAUCUGGAAGCCAUCGAUCACAAUGUUAAGAAGCACAUCGAUGCCCAAUUUCCAAGCUUGGACUCGCUCCUCGCUCAACAUGGGCAAUCUCAGGCCGAAGCUGGUCCCAGUCAACCGAUGAAGCGUACAGAUAGUCGACGCAGUGCGAAGGAUAGGCAUAAGCGAGGCUUGGAGGAUGAGAUCUCAUACUGGCAGGCUAAGAAGAGAGCCGCUGACGCCGAGCUUGCAACUACGACCUCAACCCUACCUGACAUGCUUCAUGCCGCCCAGGAAAGACUUCAAAAGCUUCUGGAAUCCGCACAGUCUCUCUCCAUUCAGCGCUACGCCCUCGCUGAUAAGCUGGGCAAUCUCAUAGCGGAGCUACAGAGCUCCGCCGAGACAGACGGCUCCUCUCGCGAAGAGGACAACAGAAGCGGAAAUCGAAAACAAAGUGUUUUGGAGCAGAUGGAGAGUAUGUCCUCGGAGCUGGCUCGCCUAGAAGCUGGUUUAGCCUGGGCUACAAUACUAGAACAAGUGGUAGUCAUGAGUGAACAGAUCCUGUCACCUCAAACGCAUCAUCCGUCUCCAUUAGGAGCAUUACCCAUAUAUCAAAAGCUGGAUUCUCUGGUGCAGAGGAUGGAAGAGAUUCUACCCCCGGAUAUGGGCCUUCUCAGAAUCAUCGUGCAGACGAGGGAUACCACAUGGAACGCCUUGAAAGACAUCAUGUCACAGGAUCUUCUGAAAGCAUGCGAAGCGCUCAAAUGGCCUCUGAGAGUCGACUACGCAUCUGUGUCUCCAGCAGAGAGGAGAGCAUUUGAGCGGUCUUAUCAAGACCUUUUGGUUCUCCAGGCCGAAGGCGAGGCAAUGGGUAGAUUGCCUGUUUUAUCCCCACAUUGGUCUUCUGGGACAGGCCUGUACCCUCUGCAAGCUAUGAUCCAGCCUAUCGCUCUGAGAUUCAAAUAUCAUUUUCAGGGUUCACGGAAUACCAAUCGAGUAGACAAGCCCGAAUGGGCAUUCUCCAAUAUCCUUGAUCAAAUCUACGAGCACCAGUCCUUUUUAGAGGAUUAUCUACAGCCUUUGACCGCUCGAGCUGGCUUCCCAGACGUGGACGUGAAGUCUGAAUUCACCAUGUUACUCUUUCCGAUCCUUUUGGGCAUGCUGCGGUCCCGCAUACCAAAGCUCCUCGAUCAUCCCGCUCUUCUGGCUCAUACGAUCUAUCAAACAGUAGUCUUUGAUGACUCAAUUAGGGAAGGUGGAUUCGAUUUAGAAGCAGUAUCAUUACACGAGAAGAGCAAGACGAUCCCAUCCUGGGAGGGUCUGGCCGGCGUUCUGCUCAAGGACGAGGGUUGGUUUCAGCAAUGGCUCAACGGUGAAAAAAAGUUCGCCGAAAGCCAGCUGAAGGAGAUCCUUGCAUCUCCCGAGGCAUGGACCAUCACGGACGAGGUCGCAGAAGAGGAUGUCGAGCAAGUUGAGGCGGGUAUGAGACCGACAACAAGUGCUCGACAGGUUAAAGCAUUGUUUGAGCAGAUCACAGAUCGAUAUGCUCCUCUUCCGUCGCUUGACUAUCGACUGCCAUUUUUGACCACGAUCCAGUUGCCAAUCCUGGUUUCAUAUCAUUCCAGGAUCGCAGGCUCUCUUGACGCAUUCGAAACGCUCUCAUCUGCUUUUGCCCGUGUUGUGCCUGGCGCGCUGUCGGGCAAUACCCGAGCUGGAGUUCACAUAGAACCGGCCAAAUUGACUGGUGGCAGUAAUGGUCUUGACAGGUUGUGCAAAGCGUAUGUUAGUGCGGCUUGGGUUCUCAAUGCGUUGAGAGUAUGGGCGGACGAUUCGUUCUUCGUAGAAAUGUCUGGCGAAUUGAAAGACUCUGUCCAUCUCCGGUGGAAGCUUCACAACGAUCAAUACCUCCCAGCAGAAUUUAAGAGCUCUGCCAGUGUCAGUCAUAUUGGCGCCAGCAUCUUCGACACGGUACUCGACAAGUUGGCCAGCACACAGCAACGUGCCGAAGAUAUGAUUGUCUGUCACGUCACAGUCGAAGUGCAGAACGAGCUAAAGGAGCAUUUAAAGCGACGCUGGGAUCAGACCUCCUUGACGGAUGACCCCGCCCCUGACCUCAGCCUGGUGAAUGCGUUGUCGACCUAUUCGAGUCAUGUCUCGGCUGUGCGCGUCAACUUAUCGUCGCUCGUUGCAUCACGAAUUUAUCGCAGAAUAGUGGGUCACCUCUCGAAUCACAUCUCGCAACGAGCAGUGUACUCUGGUUGGUCAAAAUUCUCCACUUUUGGAGGUCAAGAUUUUCUGCAUGAAAUUCAGGACUGGGUGCAGACAUCUUCGUCUGCCAUGCUGGGGUCUAAUCAAUCAACCGAGGACGAACUAUUGGUUUCAAGUGCUAUCGAGUACCCUUGGCAAACAUUGAUGGAUGCUGGACGACUACUGAGUUUACCAGAGGACGACGGCAAGGGCACUGCAACAUUUGCGCAAGCCAUGGCGGCCGCUUGGUCAGAUGGAGAGGAGAGUAGAGUCUUGUUCUGCCAGCGUGCAGGUACAAGUCAGAUGGGCAGUCAAGAGAUGCAGGGGAUCCUGAGGCGCAGGGUAGAGUGUUGGCGAUGA